This is a messenger RNA of Penicillium digitatum Pd1, 1629 nucleotides long. RefSeq names its product GMP synthase (glutamine-hydrolyzing) (gene gua1). The record is from RefSeq and is a predicted model, not a curated record. Lineage: Eukaryota; Fungi; Ascomycota; Eurotiomycetes; Eurotiales; Aspergillaceae. Gene Ontology annotation, cellular component: cytosol. Gene Ontology annotation, molecular function: ATP binding; GMP synthase activity; GMP synthase (glutamine-hydrolyzing) activity. Gene Ontology annotation, biological process: GMP biosynthetic process.
AUGGCUCCUAACGUCGAGCAGGAAGCGCCUCACAACAGCUUUGACACUAUCCUUGUUCUCGAUUUUGGCUCUCAAACAAGUCAUCUUAUCCUACGUCGGCUUCGGGCUCUCGGCGUCUUCGCUGAGCUGCUUCCUUGCACUACUAAGAUCGCUGAUCUGACAUGGAAGCCCAAAGGAAUUGUAUUCUCUGGAGGCCCUGCUUCUGUCUACGAUGAGGGCUCACCCCAUGUUGACCCCGCUGUUUUUGAGCUUGAUGUGCCUAUUUUGGGUAUUUGCUAUGGCUGCCAGGAGAUCGCAUGGAGAAUCGACUCCAAGAACGUUGCCCGCGGAGAGACACGAGAGUAUGGUCACGCCGACGUCACGAUCACCAAGGUCAAUAGCAAUGUCGACCGGCUUUUCGCUGGUCUAGGGGAUGAGAUUCCAGUGUUCAUGUCCCACUUCGACAAGCUAGUUAGCUUGCCCACAGGGUUUGUGGUCAUUGGUGCGACCGAGAACUCGGAGUACGCCGGCAUCGCCCAUGAGGAGAAGCCUAUCUUUGGUGUCCAGUUCCACCCUGAACUCGAACACACACCCCGUGGAAGUGACAUCCUCCGUAACUUUAGCGUUGAUAUCUGCGGAGCUGAACCGAAUUGGAAAAUGGGCGACUUCGCGGAGCUCGAGAUCGCUCGCAUCCGAGAUCUUGUUGGUGAGCGAGCUCUCGUCCUAGGAGCCGUGUCUGGGGGAGUUGAUAGCACUGUGGGAGCGGCCCUCAUGCGCGAGGCCAUUGGAGAUCGCUUCAAAGCUAUCCUCAUCGACACCGGGUGUAUGCGUCUCAAUGAGUGCGAGGAGGUCAAGCUUACGCUCGGAAAGCACCUUGGCAUUAAUCUUACAGUUGUUGACGCUGGCGAACUGUUCUUGAGUCGUCUUGCCGGUGUUUCUGAACCGGAAAAAAAGCGAAAGAUCAUUGGAUCAACUUUUAUCGAUCUGUUCGAGAAAGAGGCUAUCAGGAUCGAGAAAGAAGCGGAGAACACCCCCAACUCCGGGAAGGUGGAGUUCUUCCUCCAAGGGACAUUAUACCCCGACGUCAUCGAAUCUUUAAGCUUCCGCGGGCCUUCUGCUACUAUCAAGACUCACCACAACGUUGGCGGGUUGCCUGAGCGGAUGAUGAACGGCCAAGGUUUGCGUCUGAUUGAGCCUCUCAGACUUUUGUUCAAAGAUGAAGUUAGGGCAAUCGGUCGAAAGCUCGGCAUACACGAAUCACUAGUAAACCGUCACCCCUUCCCUGGCCCUGGCAUUGCCAUUCGCAUCCUCGGUGAUGUCACCAAGGAGCGCGUGGAGAUCGCCCGUAAGGCCGACCACAUUUUCAUCACCAAGAUCAAGGAGGCAGGCCUUUACGACCAGAUCUCCCAAGCUUUUGCUGGUCUUGACACUAACCGUAGUGUUGGUGUUUUCGGUGAUCAGCGAGUUUGGGGUUACAUCGUGAUUCUCCGUGCUGUCAGCACCAAAGAUUUCAUGAGCGCAGACGUGUUUGACUUCGAUAAUGCUUUCCUCAAGGAUGUAUCGCGCACUAUCUGCAAUCAGGUAGAAGGCGUGGCCCGUGUUGUCUAUGAUUUAACCUCAAAGCCCCCUGGCACUAUUGAGCUAGAGUAG